Medicago truncatula (barrel medic) is the source of this 1515-nucleotide messenger RNA. RefSeq lists its product as uncharacterized. The transcript has 3 exons. The record is from RefSeq and is a predicted model, not a curated record. Bases 142 to 1224 code for a protein of 360 amino acids. Lineage: Eukaryota; Viridiplantae; Streptophyta; Magnoliopsida; Fabales; Fabaceae.
UUUUUUUGAAGGACAUAGUUUUCAAUCUUGAUUGAAUUUGUUUAAUAUAUAUCCUUUAAGAUAGCGUGCACUACUAUAUAUACACGUAGGUCUUAAUCUUGAUUUAAGUUCUUCAAUAUCCUAACAUAGAGGCUAAAAAAAAUGAUGGAUAAUCAUAGGCAAACACUUGGGAAUUUUGCAAUGGUAGCAUUACUCUUUCUUGGUUUUAUUUUCAUUUACCAUUGGUCUUUCAUAUAUUUCUCCACCCAAUUACUUCUAUUUCAACAUGAACCACUCUGCCAGCAGCAAUCAAACAAGAGCACCAAUAUUAAUGAAUCAUACAGAGAUGGUCUUGACAAAGCUUUAGCCAAAGCUUCAAUGAGAAAUUACAAAACGGUGAUAAUUGCUAUAAUAAAUAAAGCUUAUGUAGAACAAGAUGUAAAGGGUGAUGCCAUCACCAUGUUUGAUCUAUUUUUAAGCAGCUUUUGGCUUGGAGAAGGAACAAGAUCUUUGAUUGAUAACCUUCUCAUUGUAGCUGUUGAUCAAACGGCCUAUGAUCGAUGCCAAUUUCUAAGGUUGAAUUGCUAUAAAUUGGAGACAGAUGGUGUUGAUUUUGGUGGGGAAAAACUCUUCAUGUCUAAAGAUUUUAUCAAUAUGAUGUGGAGAAGGACUUUUUUCCUUUUGGAAGUUCUAAAACGUGGCUACAACUUCAUUUUUACGGACACUGAUGUAAUGUGGUUACGAAAUCCAUUUGAAAAGUUGAGCAACAAUGAAACUGAAGACCUUCAAAUCAGCACAGAUUUAUAUCUUGAUGAUCCUUGGUCAGAAAAACACAGAAUCAAUACCGGAUUUUACUUUGUAAGGUCCAAUAACAAGACCAUAUCUUUGUUUGAAACAUGGUAUGGAAAGAAAGACAAUUCCACAGGAAAAAAAGAGCAAGAUGUUCUUCUUGACCUCAUUAGACAUGGUAUAAUUGGACACUUGGGACUCAAGGUUAGGUUCUUGGAUACUCUCUAUUUUAGUGGUUUUUGUCAAGAUAGUAAAGAUUUUAGGGCAGUGACCACUGUUCAUGCCAAUUGUUGUCGAAGUAUCACUGCAAAGGUGGCUGAUUUAAAGGCAGCCCUACAUGAUUGGAAAAAAUUUAGGAGGUUAGAGGUUAACUAUACAAUGGAUAUGAAUUGGACAAGUCAUCAGUGGUGUGUGAAGUCUUGGAUACGACAUAGCAGAAGAACAUCACAUGUAUGAUUGUUUUAUACGAUUUUGGGGACGAAAUGGUAUUUUUGUAUUUUAGACAACCUGUAUGUGGGACAAAAAGUUGUGUCGUGAUUUGGUGAGUUUUUGUCCUUUUCCUUGCCUCCAGUUUGUCCUAACUGCAGUUGUUCUGUUCUGUCCUUCAUUUUUUAGCAAAUCAAACGCACCCUGAAAGUUUUAAUUACAAAAUGGGUUUGACUAAUAAAUUAUAUAAUGAUAGGAAGGUAUAUAUGUUUUAUUGCUCCAAAUAUUAAUAGAGAGAUGGUGUGUAUACACACACAUAUA